Molecule: messenger RNA, 2978 nt
Organism: Athalia rosae (coleseed sawfly)
Lineage: Eukaryota; Metazoa; Arthropoda; Insecta; Hymenoptera; Athaliidae
Product: RNA-binding protein squid-like
Exons: 2
Coding region: 213-1115 (300 amino acids)
Biological process (GO): regulation of gene expression
Cellular component (GO): nucleoplasm
Molecular function (GO): RNA binding
Source: RefSeq, a predicted model, not a curated record
AUUUAACCGGCGUCUUUACUUUCGCCAGUUGCCGGCACCGAGGGAUCCUUCCCAGUAAAAAUAGUCGUCACGAACGGCGGACUCGUCACUAGUUUUUCCCGCAAACCGGUCGGCGUCUAGUUCCGACAUUGAAGUAUCUUCCCGAUUAAUCGGCGCAGAAAUACCGCGACCACACGACUUUGGGGCAACGUGAUAAACUUGGAAAAAGCACAAUGGCCGCCGUAGAGUAUUAUCAAAACGAGAACAACGAAGAAGAGGAAACUGGAACGGGCAAUGCGACGUCGACGACAACGUCCAGCGUACCCGGAGGAGGUGGUGGAGGCGGCGUGGCGCAGCAACAGCAACAGGGUCAACAGGGACAGCAAGCUACUGCCGGCAUCCCGGGACGCGACGACGAGCGAAAACUUUUCGUUGGUGGUUUAUCCCGUCACACGACGGACAAAGAACUCCGCGAUCACUUUGGUAAGUUCGGUGAAAUCGAGAGUAUAUCUGUCAAGAUAGACCCAUACACCGGAGUCUCUCGUGGGUUUGCCUUCAUGGUGUUUACCAACCCGAAGACCAUCGACAAACUUCUAACAUCGGGUGAGCACUACAUCAACAAGCGUAAGGUCGAUCCAAAGCGUGUUAGCAAAAAGGCUCAACAUGGUAAAAUAUUCGUCGGUGGCCUAACUCCAGAAAUAACUGACGACGAUAUAAAGACAUAUUUUGGUCAGUACGGCACAAUCGUAGAACUCCAGGCACCUUUUGACAAGCUCAAGAACCAACGAAAAGGAUUUUGUUUCGUUACUUUUGACUCACGAGAUGUCGUCUACAAGCUAUUAAAGACGCCGAAACAAGUUAUAAAUGGAAAGGAAGUCGAUGUCAAAAAGGUAAAGGUGAAUCCAGAGGCAGGUCGCCAGGGAUACUGGAGCAAUCAAGGAUUUGGAUACUACGGAGGUGGCUACGGGUACAUACCUGAAUAUGCAAACGGAUACCAAGGAGGGUACGACGACUCCUACGCAGCUUAUGAUUAUGCCGGAUACGAGGGUUAUGAGAAUACUGGAUAUUCGACGCAAGCAAAACCCCGUGGCAACGGACAGGGGCCGAGGCAGUACCCGAGACAUCAGCCUUACUAGCAAGGCGGGUGGCUAAUCAGAGCCAGCCUCAUCGUUAAACAAGGCCAUACCUAACGCCCAAAAACUAAAAAUCAAGGAGUAUGCUCAUGGCAGGAAAGGGUUGAAUUUAAAAGGACAGAAAGAGUAAAAUACCAAUAAAAAAAAAAAGUAAACAAUUGGACUCCCGUGGUGAACCUUGCGAACUUUCCUUUCAUCCGCCGCCACAAGUCCCUGUAAUCGUACAACACGAUAUGCGGGAGACAAAACCUGUGUACUAGAUUAUUCCUCGCGGUAAGAGACGUUAACGUAUAGCUCUUUUGAUUUACUUACGUCAGGCUGCUGCUGAAAGCCCUCAAGAAAAUUAUGGGGAAUAUAAGUUUUCCCCGCGUAAGAUUUCAUUAUACAUUUUUGCUCUAUUGAAUCUUUUGUUUGUUUGUUUUUUUUUUCCUAAUUUUUCAAAUUUUGUAUAUUUAUUUUCAGCCCAACUAGUGAGCCGAUCAUUCUUGAAAAUAAAUGUCUUUCUUUUAUAAUUAAGUAAGCCAAUCCGUGAUGAAAAUAAAAGAACGACACGUUAAUAUUAUCACUUUAAUUCCUAUCCGUGUAAAACCAUUAUAUUGAUUUAAGAAUUGGAGCAAAAACCGAAAAGGAAAGAAAAAAAAAAAAUUAUGUGAAUAGAAGAGUAGAAAUAAAGUUGAAUAAAAUAAUUCACGGAAAUACAUAACACACGUACACACACAGUUUCUAUAAAUUAUAUAAGAUGAAGAAAAUAUAAGAAAAUGAUAAAAAAGAAAGAAAUCUGAGACAGAAAGAAAAAAGAAUAGUUGAGCAUUGCGAGAUAUCUUGUAUAAUUAAUUUACAUAGCGAUUAGGUGUUAGAAUGGGAAAACGAAAUGUUUCGAAGAAAGAUUAUUAUAAUUAAAAUAACGUAAUAGAUGUACAGGGAGAAAACGAGACAGCGAGAGGAAAAAAAAGAGAGAAUGCAAAAUAGAAUGAAAGAGUUGAUAGAAAAGAGAAAAACAAUUGUAAUAAUAAAAUAAUAAAAAGCUGUGCUUUUUAAUUAUUGCAUGUAUACGAGUUUCGAUUGAACAUCCAGUUUCUUUAAACAUAAUUAAUUAUUGGUCACCCAUACGCAUUAUAUUAAAAUUUCUCAAUCCCGAACGGUUGUAAUAAAAACGGAAAAAGAACAAAAAAAAGCAAACAAUUUUUCUCCAUCAUCUCUUUCAUUCUCUUCUCUCGAAUAAAACUCUGCCGCGAGAUCGUACGAAAAUAAUAUCAUAAGAUGAAACAAAAUCUUCGUGUCGUCAAAAUCGACGCAACGCGACUUAGGAUACGACGUAAGAACAAAAUAUUGGAAAUUAAUUUUUUUUGUAUCUCUUUUUCAAAUUAUUAUCAUAUAUAGAGACACAUAUAAUGCAGAAUAAUCAUCAACGACGACGAAUCGUAAUGACAUAAUAUCUCUAUUUUGAACAGCGGUGAUAAAAUAUUAAAAAAAAAAAAUAAUAAUAAUAAUUGAAUAAAUAAAUUUAAUUAAAUUAAAGAAAAAAAAAAAACAAUAGAAAGAAAAUGAAUAAAUAAUAUUUAAAAUAGAAUGAAAAAAAAAACAACGUAAAAUGAUAAUAUAUGUAUAUCUUUUAUCCGUCUCCUUUAGAGCCUUUUCUAUCGACCGCAAUCACCGCGGUGUUGAAAAAGACUGCGAUUAUAUUAUAUAUUAUUAGACAAUGAUAUAUAUAUAUAAAAAUAUAUAUAUACAUAUACAAAUAUAAUAUUAUAUACAAUAAUGCUCCUACAAUCGCAAAAGUCGGUUGGGCAUAAUACAAAUAUACAUAAUACGUGUAACGAGUACAUACGUGUAAAUUGAAAAAUUGAAAUCAAGGAAAUAGAAAAA